This is a messenger RNA of Caenorhabditis sp. 36 PRJEB53466, 1455 nucleotides long. The record is from the annotation of a GenBank genome assembly. Lineage: Eukaryota; Metazoa; Nematoda; Chromadorea; Rhabditida; Rhabditidae.
AUGGGAAAGUCGAAGUCGAAAUCCAAAAAUCGAUCGAUUUCCAAAUGGAAAGUCUUUUCGCCCUUUCGAAGGUCUCCAUCGUAAACAUUUUACAAAUUUUACAAAAUAAAAACGAAAUUUAGAGCUGAAAGAACGAGGGACAAUGAGCCGGUCGAAGAGACACACACGCAAAAAACAUCCCCGGCUCCCGCGCCCGAAAUCCGUACAAAAAGUGCCCCGGUAAGCGGUUUUUCUGAAAUUUUUAGCCUAAAAUUAUCGAACCAUUCGAGUCUUGACAAGAUUUUGACAUAAACCGUGUCUUUUUAAAAUUCCCAAUUUUUGCGUGUCAGAAGUGUCCAAGAGGCACCGCGGAGACCGCCCGUGCGCCAACUCCGCCGCCGAGCAAAACCGACGAGAUCAAAAGAUCGUCGGAAGAUCCGGGAACUCUGAGAAAAGUGGAGAAGAAAGAGGAAAAAGUGGAGAAGAAAGAGGAAAAGGUGGAGAAGAAAGAGGAAAAAGAGGAGAAGGUGAAAACGGAAGAAAGUCCGACGAAACCGACGAUGCCGGCCGCCGCUUCGAAGAAGAAAAAGUCGGAGAAGGAGGAGGGAAGCGUGUUUGAAGAAGUGGCCGGACCGGCGGCUCCGGCUCAGUCCGGCGCCCAUGGAAUCAAGAACAAAAUGAGAUGGAAAGUGGACGUGGACCCCGUGGGUGCGUGAAAAAACAUUUCGGAGGCCUCAAAGACCUUUCAGAUUUGAAUGGCGACCCAAAAAUGUCGGAAGUGCUCGAGAAGUUUAAGACGAUAAAGAAAAAGUACAAGCAGAAGAAGAGCAAGCAAAUGAAGGAAAUUGAGAAAGAGAAGACGUGGGAGGCCGAUGAAUCGGUACGUUUUUAUUCGAAUUUUUUGAUCCCAAAGUCCGUGACCCUGAGAUUCGGCAUUUAAUUUUCAGGCAGAAGAACAGAUCGUGACGUCCGCCCGUGUUUUGCAACUGAUCAAAAUGGAGGCGUUGAUCUCGAAGGAACUGUCGGAGCCGGAGCAAGAGACCCUUCGCGGCUACUGUCGGAGCGGCGAUCACGAGGAGAAGGCGGAGGGACUCAUCGAGAAGAUCGCCGCUUCCGUCCUGAAUGCGGUCGUUUCGAAGAACGAAUUCGUGCGCAAUGUCAACGUCUCCGGACAACUUCGCAUGUUUUCCGUCGACGAUCGAAAGGUUUUAUUGGAAAACUGCGAAAAAAAUGGAAUUUUCUUGAACCUUCCUCAUUUUCAGGCCAAAAUUCCGCUGAUGGCCCUUUUGAUGGCUCGCAAAGACCUGUUGUACGUGUCGUGGUCGAAACCGAAUCGUGACGUCGAAAUACAAUUAGUACAAUAAUCCGCUAUUCAGUAAUCUGACACUAAUUUUCCGUUUUCAGGAUGCCACGUGGAACUGCAUGGCGACGAGACAAGUGCCGCAAGCGGCGGUAAUCAGCACCCGACUCGCCUAG